ACCACUAAAGCGGUAUGAAAAUAGUUUCAAGUUUAAUUCUGAUUUUCGGUUUGAGUUUCUUUGGAAGAGUGGUGGUAGCUUCCAAUUUUAUUGAGGUUGCGAGGAAUUCCAAUGCAAGCGAUGAGGAAUUGUCAACUGCUUCUGAAGAUUUAGCCCAAAAAUAUGCCGAGGAAUAUCUGCGCUUCGUUGAAACCGGCAAAGAAUCAAAAGAUUUAAUCGACUUGACAGCCCAGCUUAGAGAAACUCAAGGAAAGGAAUGUCUAUUUCGUAAUCUUCCCCAACAAUUGGAUGAGGCACAGGAGUUUUUCACCUGUACUACAUGUCGGAUAGCUGUACACAUCAUAGUUUGGGUAUUACGUACCGCUGUUAGCAAUGAACAAGCUGCCGAACUGGCCAAAAAGGCCUUCAUCUAUUUUUGUUCAAGUGUACAAAUUCAAACAGCUCCAGUUUGCGAGGGUCUAUUUAAUUUAAAUUGGCCUAUUCUAUAUUUUAUACUGAUGAAUUCCAACAUAAGUCCAAAGACAAUCUGUGGUUUCCUACCGAUACAAUUUUGCCGCUUCGAACAGCCUGGAUUUAAUUGGAUUCUAAAUAUUGAUAACAGCAAAUGGCCUUUGCUGGCGCCCAAGGCGGAUGUGCCCCGAAAGACUCCUUUUGAUUUGAAUAUUUUACAUUUAACGGAUAUACAUAACGAUCCGGAAUAUAUGGCCGGUUCGUGGGCCGAUUGCAAAGAGCCGAUGUGUUGUCGUGCCUCUUCGACUGUAGCAGGUAAAGAGUCAAAUCAAUCAAGGGCUGGGUAUUGGGGUGACUAUCGUAAUUGUGAUGUACCUUUGUAUAUGGUAGAGAAUGCCUUGGAACACAUAAGGAGUGAAAAUGGAAGAAUUGAUUAUAUCUAUUAUACCGGAGACAUAAUGCCGCAUAAUAUAUGGUCCACCACCAGGGAUGGAAAUUUGGAGUUGAUAAGCCAAAUAUAUGGACUUUUGGAGAGAAGAUUCCCUGGAAUUCCAGUGUAUCCAUGUGUGGGAAAUCAUGAAAUGCAUCCAGUUAAUACAUUUGGCCAUGAAAACGUGCCAAGCGAAUUCCAUCCAUUUUGGCUGUAUGAACAUUUGUGGUCAACAUGGCAGAGAUGGCUACCGGCAGACACCAAAGAGACCAUUAUCAAAGGUGGUUAUUACACCGUCUCCCCGCGACCUGGUUUUCGUAUAAUUUCCCUAAACAAUAUUGAUUGUUAUCUCCUCAAUUGGUGGAUAUACUAUGAUGGUGGCAAUCACACAAGCAUUCCACAGUUGAAUUGGUUACAUGAUACCCUUUUGAAGGCUGAGGAAGCAGGCGAAUUUGUUCAUAUACUAAUGCAUAUACCAUCGGGAGAUUCUCAGUGCUGGACGGUGUGGGCCAGGGAAUAUAAUCGUGUUGUUGAACGUUUCAGUCACACAAUUGGUGGUAUCUUCAAUGGUCAUACCCAUCAUGAUGAAUUUGAAGUACAUUAUUCGUCGAAGGGUUAUCCCAUGGCCAUCUCAUGGAACGGUGGAAGUUUGACGGCAUAUACAAUGAAAAAUCCAAAUUAUAGGAUAUAUGAAGUGGAACCAAAGACAUAUCAAGUUGUUGAUCAUUCCACCUGGAUAUUCAAUUUGACCGAAGCCAACGCAUAUGGCGACCAACGUUCUCCCCAAUGGUUUAGGGAAUAUCAAUUUUCUGAAUUCACUGAAAAUUUAAGUCCAGCUGGAAUAGAUGCUUUACUCGACAAAAUGGCAACAAAUCCAGAGAUCCUACGUCAGUAUUGGAAAUAUAAAACGUUGUCCUCAGAUCCCCUUUUAGAUAUGGGAUGUAAUAAUACCUGCCUCUUGAAUACCAUUUGUAAUCUGGCAACAUCAGUUUACAAUCAAAAGGAACGUUGCAAAGAACUGCAAGCAAAAUUAAAAACGGCGUUGAGUUCGGAAUAA
Molecule: messenger RNA, 1937 nt
Organism: Musca domestica (house fly)
Lineage: Eukaryota; Metazoa; Arthropoda; Insecta; Diptera; Muscidae
Product: sphingomyelin phosphodiesterase
Exons: 5
Coding region: 15-1937 (640 amino acids)
Biological process (GO): ceramide biosynthetic process; sphingomyelin catabolic process
Cellular component (GO): lysosome
Molecular function (GO): acid sphingomyelin phosphodiesterase activity
Source: RefSeq, a predicted model, not a curated record